GUGUCUAUGGUAGCGCCUCUCCUCUCUCGUUGCCGUGCGUGUGUGGUGCGCGCCGCUGUUGCUGCCGCCGCCGCCUCCUCCCUCUGCCUCCUAUCUGCAUCUGCUGCAGAGCUUUAGCCAACACGCAUCUGUGCUCUGUCUUGUUUUUCCCGCUAUCUUUCUGCUUUUGCCCACCACAAUUGUCGCUUUCUUCCUCUUUUUUUCCUCUUCUCUUCUCUUGCUGAUAAGGGAGUCAGAGCACACCUACAGCCGUGGAGUCUACGGGGAAAGAUGGGGCACUGACUAUUCGUCACUUUGGAGUAUUGAGGACGGCGAUGAACCGGAGGAGAGCGCCGGAUGGGAUAGGAGCCGUGAAACCCACAUCAUUGACCGCGGAUUGAGCAAGCCUCCCCUCCCCUUCCUCCUCUCUCCCCUCACUCUCUGUCUCUCCCUAGUCUGCAGCCUCCAAGAACAGCCGCCGCAUCAUUUUUUCAGAGCAGCAGUACCCCCCUCCUCCCUCUCUCUCUCUUCCCCAUCCUCUUUUCUACCCGUCUCCCUUUCUGCUGCUUGCACCACUGUGGGAAUGCAGCGAAGGUAAACGAAUCGUAAGGGGCUCCUGUUUUUUUUUCUUCUUCUUUCUCUUCUCUCUCCUCCACCAAACACCGGAUCUAUUAUCCCAGGGACGGACUGCAGUUAGACUGCUCUGGAGACACGCCGCUGUCAUUCCGGGAAAUCAGCGCGGGGUGGUCAGCGUAUGGAUUAGACCAGGAUCAAUUGGAUUUAGCCCGCUUCUCAGGGCACCACCAACAGCAACACCGCCCCAGUCUCAUUGGCAGAUCACAUCAGAUCCCCUUCUGCCCUGCCUCGUUUCAGUUUCGGUGGCUUUCACCGGCUUGGAUUAUCGACAGCUGGAGCGACCGAAAGGGUGGCCGUUCCUAAGGGCUGUGAGGGGCAAAGUUGGAGCAGCCUACAAAGACAUUGCAAGUGGGAAAGGGAGCCCAUUAGUAGGCUGCACAUAAGCUACAGGCUCUAAUGUAAAGUAAACUCCGAUGAGACCCAAGAGUAGAGCGAUUUGAAGAAUUUGUCUUUUGCCGACCUUAUUCGGCCGAUAAUCAUCCAGCUGAGUGGAGAAGGGUGCUGCCUUUAGCCCAGGUUGUUGGUCUGCGCACGAACACACACGCGUAUGGAUUUACAGCUCCAAUCUGAAGCUCGCCACGCAACGGAUCGAUAUCUUUCGGUUUUUUGCGUCGGCUUUUUAACAAGGGAGUGAAGCAUCCUGGGAUUUAUCAUCGCUUCGUUAGCGCUAAACUACAGUGAGGCGCCCUCCCCCGACCCCCCUCCCGCUUCCCCGCCUCUCUCUCUCUCUCUCUCUCUCUCUCUCUCUCUCUCUCUCUCACCUGUCCAUAACCUGUGUGCUUGUGUGUAUAUUCUUGUGCAUUUCUGUGUCUGUGUGAGUUUAUGUGGUUUGUUGUCCGCCAGAGGGAGUGUAGGUUAUAUUGCUCGUGUAUGCAUUUGAGUGCCGUGCCAGCUUUUAAUUAGUAAGCCUACACCUAGUACGUGACUGAGUAACUUAGGCUAUCUCGUGUCUGCUCUGCUUGUGGGUGCUUGUGCAUUAGUACGUGUUUUAUGUUGCUGCAUGAAGGCAUAUAGACCAGGUAUUGUGUGGGUACUAUUUACUUAAGAUGCACAGCAUUUCUUCUGCACCACUUGUCCUUCCUCUUACAUGCCAUUGUGUAAUUUGGCCACCUGUUUGACCUUCCCAGUACCUUAAAAGAGACAAAAAAAAACCUCCGGCAGGAUGAGCGAUCGUUCUGGUGCAAGUACUCUAGCAGCCAUGACGCUGGAGGAACCAGGGGCAGAACAGGCAUCUCCUCGAGCCCCGGGCCCUCUCCGCUGUGGCCCCUGUGCCGUGUGGCCUCGCCAGCAGACCUGGCUCUGUGCCGUGCCCCUAGUCAUGGGCUUUGUGGGACUGGGACUCAGUCUUAUGCUGCUAAAAUGGAUUGUGGUGGGAUCCGUCCAAGACUAUGUCCCCACUGAUCUAGUGGAUCCUAAAGGUAGCAUUGGACAGGAUCCUAUAUUUCUCUCUAAACCCAGUGCCAUGCCCAAGGGGCCUGACAUUUCCACUGCCACCAGUACUUUAGCAGCCUCUACGACAGCAAUGGUGUCAACUACCACGCCACUAGCUGCAGACGGUACCGCCCCAGCGCCAAGAACUAGAUCAGGGCCUCCAGCUAAUCACUCGGCCAAUGGCAGCACUGCCAAUGGAGAUGGCAACAGUGCCCCACACCUUCAUAACCGUGCUGGCACCCGCGUUAGCGGGACUGUUACCACUUCUGCUACUCGUGCCACCCGACUCACUCCACCAUCCAGCGGUAGGGAGGUCACCCCUCGAAGUAAUGUGAGAAAGGGAAACAGCAAUGGACGUAAUGGAGCUGUCAACUCCAAGCCAGGGCAGACUUCUCCUACCGUCACCACUACCACAUCUGUUACAACUACAGCUACACUGAAGGCCACUGCUAAGGUACAGCCGACCACCUCUCAACCGCCAGCCCCUGUCAAGCCCACGUCACGCUGGAAUCAUGGACGCCCAGGCAAGGGCCCGGCCACACGCCCACACCACCGCUUCCGGACGCCGCUCGCCCCAACACAUCCCAGCCUUCGUUCGGAGGUCUUCAAGCCAUGUGUGGAAGACAAGGACCUAGCCUUUUGUCUGAACGAGGGAGAGUGUUCGAUCAUUGAAACCGUGGCUGGGGUUCACAGACACUGCAGGUGUAAAGAGGGCUACCAUGGACUACGCUGUGACCAGUUUGUUCCCAAGACAGAUGCUAUCUUGUCAGAUCCAACGGAUGAACUUGGGAUCGAGUUCAUGGAGAGUGGUGACACCUACCAGAGGCAGGUGCUGUCCAUCUUCAGCAUUGCCUCGGGGAUCUGUCUUCUUGGAGUGGCAUGUAUGGCUCUCUACCGCCACAACAAGAGACACAGGGAGAAACUCCAGGCUCAUUUCUCCGACAGCCGCAGUCUCAGAGACUGUACCGUCAAUGCCUCCGGCCUCAUGUCCAAAUCUACCCCCAGACUUCAAUACAGCCUUCAGCUCCAAAAGAGUUGCACUUCUCACGGAUCGUCUGUUAAGGGCGGCAAAGUGGCACCAGGGGCAUCAACAGUAGCUCCACCUAUUCUCAGCAAAGCACUGUCUAAAGGGAAACGCUUCAGGAGUAGUUCGCUCUCACUCAGCCCAGCCCUACAACGGAGAGAGACUAAUUACUUCAGGACUCCACCCAUUUCCAGAGGGAAACACAAAAUAUCCACAAAUCUUAUUGACGGAUCCAGAGUGGCGGGGCAUGUCUACAAACACUUGCAGGAGGAUGAGUCAUCGGACAUGGAGUCCAUAAGAAGGUGUGAUUCUGCCGGCGGAAGGGUCGGCGCCCUCCUGAGCAGGACCUCACUCUCUCACUUCACAGCCAGGAAAGGAUGGACUGAGGUUCCCUGCACCCGCCUCGAUAAAGGUACGACCUUCCUGCCACCCUCCCUCCGCACCCGAUCUGUGCCCAUCAUCCCUUCGCUCCAAACGUGUGACCUUGAGGCCAGCCACCCGGUCACGAGUGACCGGAACCAAGCAGGGCUCUUCAAGUGGCACCCCGUGCUGGCUGGAAAGACGGGCCUUCCCGUUAGCAAUCCUCCCUCUCCCCCUGAAAGCGUCGUGCUGGCGACCAGUGUCAUGCCCAGCAGCGUUAGCCCCCCCGCCGCCGCCGCUUCUCUCCUGGGGUUGGAGAAGAAUCUCGGCUCUCCUCAAACACCCUGCUCCUUUGAAAUUACAGUGGAACUCGCGCAGGAGUUAAAACAGAAAAGCCUUUGCAGCCCCAUGAAAAGGUCUGGGUCUCACAGUGAGAUCCACCACGGUGGCACAAACACUCUUGAGAAGACGGCACGGGAGUCAGAGGGGAAAAGUGUCCAGUAUUCCCCCAGAGUUCUGCACACAGGCAGCGGGACCAGAGGAUGGAAGGCAGCAGGCCAAAGAGGAACCCGGGGACAGUGCCAAGGUCAGACAUCUCUUGUGUACGGAGGACCAGACUUGGCCACCAAAGGACCCAUCUGCAGAGGAAUUGGAAACACUUAUGCCAAGCCCUCUGCGAGCUGAUUGGAUUAACUCUGUAAAGAGAAGACACUGUUUUCAAUAAAUGUAUACCUUUGCUGGUGGCUCAGUAUGGCUAGCAGGUGGGACCAUCUGUGUGGCCACAUGGACCAAUAACAGAUGGCCAUCAGUUUUCGAAAGAACACGAACAGAUUGAAUUCCCAAGGGGGGAAAAAAUAUUGACACAAAAGACAUCGAAUUACAAAAGGAAAAGAGACAAACAAACACACAUUGUGAAUAAAUGUGACUCAAAAGGAAAACAAAACCAUGACUUGAGUGGGAGCUUGACUUAAACAGUGUAUUGAAAAAAAUGCCACUAUUACAAGGAGCUUCUACUUAGAAACCAAAAUAGUGUGUUAUCUCUAUGUUGUUUCUCUAUUGUAAAGAAAUGAAAUUAUAUAUGUCAUAUAAUAUAUGUCAUAUAGACAUAUAUAUAUUUGACAUACAAUUGUGACAAAAUAAAGACUAAGAUAACAGUGUUAAUUAUGGGCUUUAUUCAUCUUAAUCCAUUCUCGUGACUUAAUCGGCAUUCUGAAAUAAAUCUGGACAAAUAUCGAAGUCGAGUCGAACGAUUACAAGUAACGACAAAGCUGUCAGGAGAUCGUUGCAUUUGUUGGAAAUACAUCAGAUUUCAAACAUACGAGUUCUCUUUGCUGCACUUUCUACUGUAUGUGAAACUGUAGUUGCAAAUAAGCAGGUAGUUGAAAAUAAACAGGGUAUCACCAGAAAAUGCAGGAAGCACCAAAAACAAGAUUCUUUAUAAGUAAAGCAGUGCACCAUGUUUGGCUGCUUUAGUAAGCCAUCGUGCAGCCUUCUGGUCUCUUGCUGAUGGGAUUUUGCCAGACUAAAAAUGGCAACACUUGCUGUUGUUUUUAAAGUUUGUAGUUGUUAACUUGGGAGCCCGUUUUAAUGAACUUAUUUAUAUAUUGCCAUUAAAUAAGCAACAACUACAGCUGGGCCUGUGGAUAGACUGUCACAGGGCUGUCACUAAGUGUUUUGUGAGGGAUUAUCCGUCCUUCACAAUGGAAGGGUCAAGUUGGUUUAGGUACUGUAUGUUCAGUAAUCCGCUUGUCGAAUGAUAAUAUAUCAAGCUUUUGCUGGUUCCAAGCUCCUACUUCACUUGUUUAAGCUGUUGGCUUUUUAACGUGUUGCAAUCCUUUGUUUUAUUUAACAGAGGAAAGCCCUCUUACAGAUGUGCGACACAUCUUUUUAAAACUCUACAGCCUUUGGGCUCACAGUGUCCAAGACAACAAAUACUUGAAUGCUUCAGAAAAGAUUUCAGUGUUAGCUUAAGAUUACAACUUUGGCAUAGCAAGUAAUUCAAACCACACAGUAACAAAAUGAUGACCAACCCAAUGGAUCAAGUUUUAUCAGGAAAAAUUUGACCUUCAUUCCACAUCUUUACUGUGCUGAUGUGUUCAUACCCAUAACUCCCUAGCCAUCACAAUAUGUCAGCUAGCCCAACUCACUAACCUUCCAAAUGUUGCCUCCACAUUUCAGUUUUUUUAAAUACUGAAGUCAGAACAGUAUCGUGCAUCACCUUCAGACAAAAACUAGUGAGCUAACUCCUCUUUUUCAAAUUUUAAACGUAAUAUUUUAUCAUUUUAUUGGAACUGAUUUGUUUUUGCAAACCAUGGGAGCUUUUGGGACUAGAAAUCAAACUUAAUAAGUGUAUAAAGAUUCUGGUUUGGUUCAGUGAAAUUCUAUUUAUGUAGCUCACUGGUUAACAAUAAAGGCCUUCUUAAUAUGAUAAAGGUGUUUUGUUAGUACACAAUCCAACAAUCACACUUUUAGCAAGCACUUGGCAACUGCGGGGAGAAAGAACUGCCCUUAAACAGGAAGAGCAAAAGACAAAACACAGAUAAAAAGAGCAUUGGGGGUAACAAACAUGGCAAAACACAAACUAAACUAUAAACUUCAGAGCACAGCUAAGCUGCCACUACUGCUCUUGCUACAAGUGCUGAACCAUAUCAAUAUUACCACAGCCCUUUACCUCUGAGGCAUAUAACCAAACACCUUCAUACCCUAUGAUGUUAAAAUGAAAGAGAUGACUGGUGAACUUGCCAGUGUGUUAUAGUUGGAGCCACAACCACGAAACUUCAAAAUAUAGAGAGUGGUAUAGGAGUAUUGAUUGCCGUAUCAACAUACAAAGUUUCCGUGGUGAUGAAUGGUACCUUUCCCUUUAAAUCUAAAAUUUACUGUUUUUUGGUUGGUGUUUUUUGCUUGUGUAUGUGUGUGCACGCAGGUUUUCCAUAAUGGAUCUCACAAAAAAAAAUAUGUAAAUUGAACCGAGGAUAAUGGGGAAAGCUUUGGUAAUGGAACGAUUGUGUAUGUGAAGAAAAAGGUGACUCAGAUACUGUGAAUGAUAAGAGUUCUUCAAAGAUUUUCCAUGUUCUCACUGAGUGCAGAAUUAUACUCAUUAUUCAUUAUUUCCUAUGAUAAACCUUGUGCCGUAUCCAUAGGCUAUGAGCACAAAAGAAGACCUCCUUCCACAGUGAUGAAUUCUAACAAUGGCCAUGAGGUUUGUGGUUGGAAAUGAAGCACGGCAGCAUACAAGCUGAACGCAAUUCUUUAUUUAUGCCUCAUUUACGUCAAAUUCACUAUAUCUCACUUUCCUCCCUUUCAGGUUUGCAAUGACUGCUGGCAAGGUAGAUUGUACAGCACUUACAAAUGGGUAUUACUGAGAUUUCUUCAUCACUUUUUUUUUUUUUGCAGAAUAAAACUAUCUUAAGUCUAUAAGAAGAGCUUUUGUGAAGAUUAAAAUGAACUUCAUUGAUCCCUGAUGAGAAAUAGAGCCAAGACAGCUGCAAAGGAAAGAUAAAAUUACCAUAAAUAGAAAAUAACUUGCAUCCUAAAUGCAAAUGCAUACAGUAAAAGCUGGUAAGACAGAAUUUACUAUACUUUUCACUGAAUUUUCAGAUGCUGAUGGCAUAGGAUAUUUACCUGAUCACAAAAGGUGCCCGGGUGUGCGAAUACAGUUGUAUUUCUUUUCUUAUUUUUAAAGUGAAUAAAUAAAGUAAAGAGCACAUUAAAUGCUGAUAUUUCCAUAGAGGGUAUAAGUUAUAGUGGGCAUGCUGUUUCCUUCAUAGCAUGCAAAAGAUUAUGGACUGACGUGUUUCACAGCACUCUAAACAUGAAAUAAGACUAAUGAUGGAACACGAUUGCCUACUAAAAUACAGUUCAUCACAUUUCUGAAUGCAUCAUUCGGAUGCACAUUUAUCCAUCAGCGUUUCAUGCUUUACCAUCAGGAACAAAGUGAUAUUUGCAGGAAAUAGCGUGAAGCAAAUGUAGUAUAUUACCCUUACCAUCUAAAGUAACAACUAUGCUGUACGCAGAGUCAUCAUUAAGCUAAAAUGCAGGCAUUGGGUGCACACUGGACCAACCCAAAUAAUAUAGAAGGAAAAACUAUCAACUCAAGGGAGUAUUUUGCUAGCAUGGUGUGGCUACACUUAGACAGAAUGGUCACUGCAAAUCAAUGCAGCAUUGUUUUGAGUGAUUAUAUUUAUCCUGUGAUGAAACAUUUUUAUCCUGAUGGAAUAGUCUCUUCCAGAAAGACAGUGCCCCAACUCAUAUGGCAGAAAGGGUCACUGAAGGAUUUGAUGAGUAUGAAAAUGAUGUGAAUUGUUUGUUAUGACCUUUGCAGUCACUCUAUCUCAACCCAGAUGAAUACGAUGAGAGAUUUUGUCUUAGGCACACUCUUCACUACCAUCAGCAAAACAGCAGAGUGGGAAAUAUCUUUUGGACGAGUGGUGUUUCAGCAGAGUAUCAAUGCAAUGGCACACCAAGGAAAUGGUGGCCCAGGAAUUUACCACGGCCCUAAUUUGUCUAUCUAAUUCAAAUGGCCUAAUAUCUGUGAAUAGCACUUUGGGAUUGCCAAAUUACACCUAUACCUUAUAUUUUACCAUUUUAGAUGUUGAGCAGAUUAGUUUGUCACAUUUUGCAAAUUUUCUGUUAGUGAAAAUGUAGCAUCUAUUUUUUUUAUUUAAGUUAGUUUAGGUAGUGUUAAAAAAAUCUGUAGAUACUGUUUUGCUGUUUUAACAAAGAAGCCUGAAGUGUCUCUAUCCAAUAAUCCACCAAACACUUGAAGUGGAUACAGUCAACACUGGACACCAAAGCUCUGAAAAUCCCUGAUCAUAUCUCAUGGAAAACUGCCAGCUGCGAGGCCAUGCUACUUACAUACAAGCUCUGAACCACAUGUUAACUGAUCUUCUUAUUGAAAAAAUUACAUAACGACCAAUGUGAAAAUCACAACGACACAAUGGCAAGCUUUCUAAUCAGCUCACGAUUGUAGUCAAAUAUAAAGCUGGAAAUAAUAGAUUGCUGUCAGAGAAGGCUCUUCCCAUGUGGCACUAAUGAGAGGCCGUGUGGAUUUGAAAAGGCCGGGAUCAGUCUUUGAUCACAGCUCACAGUGAAUGCUGGAAGCACUGUUUGAAGCAUCUUUUUAAAGAGUCGCAGUCUCACUGUUUGCAGACAGGGUUCUCCCUCUAAAACAUCUGAGCCAGGGAUCCAGGCAGCACUCACCCAGACUUAAUCAGCUAAUAUCAGUAGUCCACAUGUAACAAAAGUAGUGGAUCCAUUUUGUGGGAAACGGGAGAAGACGCUGGCAUUGUGAAGGGACUGUAGCACAUAAAGGAGGAGGAUGAAAAAUUAAGUGUUCUCACUGCCUAAAAUGAGUCGGUUUGUUGGAGGUGGGCCCUUACCCUGUAACUCUUCAAUUAAUCCUCGCAGGUGUUGACUCUUUUAUGUUUCUGAGGAAUGUCACAUACGCACUGGUCUCUCCUGCUCAAUGUGAGAGGAAUACUAAUGAACCAGGGGUGCAAGGGGACUGUGAAGUUCCCCGCCAGAUGGCACAGAGAUUAUGACGACAGCAGGCCAGCAUGUGUAAUGCAGAGCUACCAGUGUGGAUGUCUCCUAGCAUCUCUCACAGGCUCCCCUCGAUGUGGGAUAUCAGGUGAUAUUUAACAUUGCCAGUGGCCAUGUUGAUAGUGGAAGCUUCUCUCCUGAAAGGAAAAAUGUUUUGUUUGUUCUUAAGUGACAGCUGCUGACAUUGUGAAUGCAGCAGAUUUAGUAGCUAAGAUAGGAUCUCCUGCAGUAUGUUUUUGAAGCUGAAGCUUCCUGUAUCUGUUUUUAAUGUCUGCAUAAGAACUCACAGUUUCAAUGAACUGGCAUGUACAAGACCAGAAGUAACCCAAACGGAAUGCAAUCGUAAUUAUGCAAAUGGUAAAUGCACUGAUACUUGUAUAGCACUUUUCUACUUUAUUGGAGUACCUAAAGUGCUUUCUUAUUAAACGCUUCAUUCACCCAUUCAUUUAUUGAAAUGACUUUUUCUGUGCUUAAAUGCUUUUAAACUAACCUUCACAUUCACACUCUGACGAAUGCGAACUCAGUGUUCAGGAUCUUGCCCAAGUAUAUUUUGGCAUGUAGACUAGAGCAGCUGGGGAUUGAACUGCUGACCUUUUGAUUAGUAGGCGAGCCAAUCUACCUCCGGUUACACGUGGUUCCCUCCUUUUACAUGUCACAAUGCUUGGUUGAUCAAUCAAGAUGAUAAGUAUUAGCAUAAAUAAAGCCAAUGUGGAACUGGCUUACACUUGCAUUCUAUCUGAAGACUACCAGAAGAGAAAAGCUGUGGCAAAAGAUUUCUGGACAUAUAGAAGUUCGAUGGGAGAACAGCUUUCUGCCUUGACCUCUGCAAACAUUUUUUUUUCUGAGUUAAUGGACUCAAUCACUCAUUUUGGGUAAUAUUGGACAAAGAAAAAUUUCUGUUUUAUAAAUCUUGGUGAAACAAUGGUUCAGUAUGGAGGGUCACUGUGCUAAGAAAGCGCACUGGCUAAUGACAGUCACGAGUCUAGUGUUGAAUACCCAAAGGUAAUAUGUAGCACAAACACAAAACUUGGAUACUUUGACAGUUUAUUUAGCAAUGUUAACAAACAUGCUAAUGUUGCUAAUGUUUAUAUACUGCAAUCUGUUCAUUAUUUGUUUAAAAGAAUCAAAUUCUCCUUCGUAAUCAUCCUCUAAACAAUAUAACAAUUAUAAAUAUUACAACAGAGUAGAGAGUUUAUAACUGAAGUUUUACCAUAAACGUCAUUCUGUAUUUUUAAAGCUGUCAUAUUAGCUUGUUCAUAAAAUACAUUUAACAGUAAAAAUCAUCAUUCAGACAAGCAGGUGUCAUUGUGCUGAGCGAUGAACUGCAAUGCAUCAUCUGAGACAGCAGUUUAGAUAAACUGCCCCAUAUGGCAGGAAGAGUUAUGUUCAAGACCAAUCAAAUGCAAGGUGGCAGGGGAGCUAUGUUUAGCUUCACGAUAGCGCUUAGCUAUGGCACACAUGUUUUCAAUACAAAUGGCUAUUUUGUAAGAUGGCGAUGGUGAAAAUGGUCAUCUCAGCGAGACUUCAGUAACCAGUGGGUGAUGUCAUGCUAGCUAUAACUAUCUUUCAUACUGUCUACGGUUGGACAAUGGGCUUCAGAGCUAAUAAACGAGUGAGGAGAGAGAAAGGAGUCUAUUGAUCAGGAGUGGGCAAUUAGUUUUCACCAGGGAACUGGGAUGUUCUGAAGCGCCACACCAAUAAGCUUAUAAAGAGAUAAAAUUAACACUGAACAGAAUUGAGUUCGGCUUAUAGAUACAGAUGAAUCACAGAUGAAGAGCUAAUUAGUGCUAAUAAUGCUAAAAAAUUCACUCACCCAGAGCAAGCCGUCCUAUUAGCCUGAUGACUGCAUGAAAAAAUGCUUAAAAAGUCAGUACCACCAAAAACAAAGCGCAGCUCUGACUCAGAUUCAUUGGUGAUGUUCAGCAGAUGACUACCUGCUACAGCUGCAAUGCAUUGCUUAAUAAGUACAAUAAAAACAGGUGAAUUACAUUUUUUAAAAAGGGAAAAAAUUAAUCUAAAUGUAAUAAAAGUGUUCUUUGAUCCCAUUUUUGAUACUUAUUGAUCCCAGGAUCAAGUGGUCAUUCCCAGAAUUGUAAUUAUUGCCACUUUGGCAUUUGCUUAAUUGUUCAGCCCCAGUUGUCAUUUUCAAGAAUGUUUUAUACUCAUAGUAUAAUUAAUACAAGUUGUUGAAGAUGGGUAAAUGCUGCACAUAUAAACAAUGCCAGAGUAUUACAUUUUAGAAUUAUAGGUGGAAAAAGAGAGUCAAGAUAAGACAGCGUGACAAAACCCAGCCAAUCUUGUCUUUGUGUCCGUUGCUAUUAACAUAAGAGGUGGCAUCACUGCAUGAUUGUUGAACAAUGGCUCAAAAUGGCGAGCGGAGAGAAGACCUUUCUCUUUCAGUCUGAGGAGCUGACAAGACUUGGCAUUUAACAAUUAUGGUUUUUGACAGCUGAUUUUUUUUCUCCUUAUUAAACGGUAAUCUAGCUGUCCUGCUACCAUGUCACUGUGAUAUCCCAGCUUGGUCAAUUAUCCAUGUGAUUUCAGACAAGGGCUUGUUUUUUUGUUUUUUAUCCGUAAGGCAUUCUUGCAGUAUAAUAUCUUGUGUAGUCUUCCAUUUAACUGUAGAGGGAUUAGCAGAACAAUGCAGCUGCUAAAAUGCUGGGAGUUUAUCAAUGGGGCAGUGCUAUUGUUAUGUUAGCAACAAUAGUCCAUUUGCUCCCCCUCGCUACACUGCUGUCCUGACAUUGCGGGUCGGAAUUAUUAAGCAAUUUUUUUUUCCCCACAAAAUUUCUUACACUGAUGGCAAAACUUCUGUUAUUCUUUCAGUGUGACACCAUAAAGUAAAAUGUAUGUGAUCAUUUGCUUCACUUGCUCAAACCAAAAGUCAAGACAGGAGUUUUAAUAAUGCCACUGCAGCAUUACAUUUCUUCCUCUGGAAGAAAGAAAAAUGGCAUUCAUGCACUAGUAAUAUCAAGAGGGAGAGUGUGAGUGAUGAGCUCCAUAGUGAACAAAAACAGCAGGCUUAUUUUGUGGAGGUUUCUAAAAACCACAGUGCAAAAACAUUAUACAUCUUAAAGCACGCUCAGAUCAUUAGGCACACCAUUGUCAUAUCAUGUACUAUUUUUCAGACAAAGUUUGACACUACACUCGCUUAAUGACCAGCCCAAACAUAUGGAUGGCGGAGAACUAAUUAAGACAUCCGAAAACACACUGUUCAUUUGGUUCAUUUGGUUGGACGCUGCUGCUUCCUUGAAGUUGACGGUUUAAAUUUCCUGCUUUCAAAGGGGUAAAAAAUGGGUCCUCAAAAAAUGUAUAUCUUGAGUAAUGUGCAGCGUUUUUGGGCUGGUUUUCAAUCAUGACGCUCCUACGGGCACAUACAUCAUCAAGUGACAUACCAGGCAGCAUGUAUGUCAAUCAGUUCUCAAGGUAAAUACUUGUGGAUAAAGUUGUUGCAUCCUUAGUGAUUCAUCAGGCCACAGGCCUAGGGUAGGUCCAUGUUCAUAUUACAUCUAAGACAAAACAGGGUGCUCCCAAGCAUGUUAGCCUGCAGUGUGCUGUUGCUGUUAGCUGCAAAGCCAGACAACAUAAUAAGUACAAGGUACCUUUCAAAAAUAGGAAUAAAAAAGGUUCAAGGUAGUAAUUUAGAUAACACAGGUGGACCAAAGAGGUGGAAAGUGGGUCUGAAGUCAAGUUUUCACAGGACUCUAUGGACCCCUACUGGUUCCAUAAGAAUCAGAGUCAAAGCAUUAACCAAGUUCUGCUAAUCAAACACAUCUUCAUUAAUUAAUCAUCAGCAAGUGUUAGCACUUUUAUAAAAGUAGAAGCUUUCUCAGUUUGCUAGUCAGGAGCAUUCAGUUGUGUGUUAGCACAAUCCCACAAUCUUCCUAGGAGUGGAUGUCCCCAUACACCACAAGCUCUUGGGGUUGUGCAAUGCUUGGAGAAACUGCAACAACCCCAAGAGCUACAUCUAAGAUUCUUCAGGCGUCAGUUAGCAUGUUAAAUGUUAAAGUUCAUGAAAGUACAACUACAAAAAGACUGAGUAAGUAUGACAUGUUUGGAAGGAUUGCCGGGAGAAAGCCUCUUCUCUCUAAAAGGAACACGCAGCACGGCCUUGGUUUGCAAAGUUGCAUAAGAACAAACCACUGGAGUUCUAGAACAAUGACUUUUCGACAGACAAGACCAAAGUGGAGAUGUGUGUGGCCAAAAUGCACAUCACUACUUUGCAAAAAACAAAUGGAGGCUAUCAGCACAAAAACCUCAUACGAACUGCUAAGAGUGGUGGUAUGUACAAUGAUGUGAGAGACUAAUAAAGUCAUACAGAGAACGACUGCUGCAAGUUAUUGGUGUUUCUACAAGCUACUGAAUUAUUUUUCAAAUGACUGUAUGCUACCCCCACCAGUGUAAAAUAUUCUCUUGGCAAAGGAGAAAUAACAAAGGUGAAAAAAAGAGGCUGACAGACAGAGUAGUGUGUUUCAUCCCUACAUGGCCACGCUAUUAACAAGAGGUUGGAUCAAUACCCACAAAGCUCUUUUCCCAAUUAGCUCCAUAUAUGUAGCCAGUGUGGUACUUUAAGAUGUUGUUUUAGUGUUGUCACUGUUAUAUUUUGUUACCUUUACAAAGACAGGUACUGUUUAGGGAAAUGAAUUAUAAAUACUUUCUUUUUUUUAACUAGAAUUAAGCACAAAGCGCUCAAAAGUUUUGGGUCACUUUGAAAUACACUUGUGUUUGUAAAGGAAAAUAUUUGUUUAUAUCUAAUAUAAUCUGAAAGUAAUCACAAGUAUUGGAAAUGACAAUUCAUGAUUAAAGGAAUCAUUAAUCAUAGAGCUUUUUUUUUUUAAUGGAAUACCUACGCAGUGCAGAGGCCCAUUUUCAGCAAUCAACUCCUGCGUUCCAGUGGAACAUUGUGGUACCUAAUGCAAGUUUAUCAUUGUUAAAAGGCUGAUUGAUCAUUAGAAAAACAUUUUCCAAUUAUGUUAGCGCAGCUGAAAAUUGUUCUGCUGAUUAAAUAAGCAAUAAAUUUGGGAACUAUCAUCUCCCAUCACAAAGCCCAUCACAGUAUUCUUAAAAUGCAGGCUACUCCGCAGGGAGUAAAUUGCCAAAAAAAAAGUGAAGCUUCCAUAUAAUGGUUUGUAUUUUGCCCUUCACAGAACAGCACAACUUGGCUCUAACCAGAGUUGCACAACUGAGCAAGAGGACAAAUACAUCAGAGUCUCUAGUCAGAGAAACAAAUGCCUCGCAGGUUGUCAUCUAGCAGCUGUUUUGAAUAAAACCAGAAAUUUUGCUGGAAAAGGAAAGGGAGCAGUUCACAUUCUCAUGUGAAAUAUUUGGGAACCUUUGUGCAUGAAACAGCCCUCAAUCCUUCAAACACAAAUAAAAGGUAUUAGCUAUACUUUGUAAGAAACUGUUUUUACUCCUGUUAAUGUGCUUAGUUAGCAUUUUAACGUGAUAAAGCUGCAAUAAGUAACAAGGCAUCAUUGUUGGGAGUAUUUUUGUGCUGAAAAUGGACCC
Messenger RNA from Haplochromis burtoni (Burton's mouthbrooder), 14479 nucleotides. It is a transcript of the gene nrg3b, whose product is annotated as neuregulin 3b. The coding region runs from base 1778 to 4114 and encodes 778 amino acids. The transcript has 9 exons. Gene Ontology annotation, molecular function: chemorepellent activity. NCBI's taxonomy places the organism in Eukaryota, Metazoa, Chordata, Actinopteri, Cichliformes, Cichlidae. Gene Ontology annotation, biological process: nervous system development; intracellular signal transduction; animal organ development. The record is from RefSeq and is a predicted model, not a curated record.